Messenger RNA from Selaginella moellendorffii, 632 nucleotides. Its product is annotated as protein HVA22. The record is from RefSeq and is a predicted model, not a curated record. Lineage: Eukaryota; Viridiplantae; Streptophyta; Lycopodiopsida; Selaginellales; Selaginellaceae. The transcript is spliced from 5 exons. Bases 32 to 607 code for a protein of 191 amino acids.
UCAACCUUUCAGUGUCUUGUUGAGCAAAGCGAUGUGUUGCAGGAGGAGAGCCAGCACAACCAAGAUCAUGAGCUUCAUUGGAAUGUUCUUGACACAACUUCAACCACUAGUCAGGCCCUCCAUCACUCUAGUUUAUCCUGCGUAUGCUUCUCUUCAAGCACUUGAGAGCCCUUUCCAAGAAGACGAUCAUCCAUGGCUCACGUAUUGGUCCUUGUACUCAUCUCUAAGUUUUGUGCAAACAGUGCUCACUCUAAACUUUCCCUGGUUGCCAGUCCCAUUGCUAGAAAUGAUAAAGUUUGUAGCUUGUUGCUGGCUAUUGUUCCCUCCUUUCCAAGGCGCAAGAUUCAUUUAUCUCAAACACAUUUGUGGAAGAAAUCGUUUAGGCGAAGAGCUCAAGGAUGAAGUGAGAUGGGAGAAUUUGGAGCAAGCCACACUGGACAUGAUGAAGCCAAGAACCCAAGAAGCUGCAAUAAAAUUCAUCGAGAACAAUGGUCAGGACACAUUUGAAAAGUUGAUGCAAGUGGCUGUCAAAGGUGCGAUUAAAAACAAGCCCAAGACGCCAAGGAAUGUUGUGAGGAUUUACCUCCAGAAACGAGGAGGCUUUUAAAUUGCAAAGUUUGGUUUUAUGAUAA